Messenger RNA from Aethina tumida (small hive beetle), 1598 nucleotides. RefSeq names its product ras association domain-containing protein 10. Gene Ontology annotation, biological process: signal transduction. The coding region runs from base 231 to 1478 and encodes 415 amino acids. Lineage: Eukaryota; Metazoa; Arthropoda; Insecta; Coleoptera; Nitidulidae. The transcript is spliced from 7 exons. The record is from RefSeq and is a predicted model, not a curated record.
CCGUCCGUCCGGUGAUUCACACUGCGUACUAUACAGUGCGUGUUUAUUGUUCUACACGAGUGUACGGUGUGGUUUUACUCUCUAUUUGAUUUUUUUUAUUUUAUUUUCUACGAUAUUAUUGAGUGCAGUGCAUCUUCCACUUUGUCUCCGUCGUUCGUCUAUUCAUCGCGCGCUCGAGAAUUCCGCUGAAUUAUCCAAAGAAAACCACUUUGAAUGGUACGACAUAUAAAAUGAUGUGGUUGGAGAGCGGCAAAGUCCACAACCUGGACGACUCAGAUGACAGCGACAGCGUGAGCAGCGGCGAAGAAAUACCGAUUUGGGUGCGAGGCGAGCAGCGAUUCGUCUCUGGAAUAUCCGAGGAAACCACCUGCCAGGACGUCAUACACGUUCUGUUGCAGGACGAAGAAAUACGAGGAAGACCAAUUGCAGCUCCAGACCAAUACCACAUAACAGAAAGAUGGCGAGGGGUGGAACAACCACUAGACCCAUUUUCUCACAUUCUAGAUAUUUGGAACGCAUGGGGAACAGCUCAAACAGAGGUAAAAAUAUCAUUGAGAAGAAUAAAAAAUGAUGGAAGAAGUCGAAGGCCACGAUGUAAAUCUGACUGCAGUCAAUGGUCCGAUAAGAGUGCGUGGAAAACGAUUCACCCGAAACGUUUGCAUCAGAUGCAAAACGAAAAACAACCCUCCAGUACCGAAGAACUUCUCAAACUAGUCCUAGCUCAAGGUGAAGUUAUUAAAAGACAACUGAGAAAAUUAAGGCAUAGUGAACACCAGAUUGGGUGCCUGGAAGAUAAAACCCAUAGGGCUAGAAUACGUAAGCACGGUAGUAAUUAUUUAUUGGAAACAUAUUUGAAGAGUUUAUCGGAGGCCGUGGAACCAGAUGCCGAGACCUUGGGCGUGGACAAGAAUAGCGACAGCGGAGUCAUGACUGAAGGAGACAGUGAACAGUCCAAUCCAAACAACAAAACCACAAGAACCGCUGAGGACUUCGGAAGACUGUCGCCAACCUCAGAAGACUUCAACAAAGAAUUAAAAGACGACGACACCAGUUCAACUGUAAGCGAAGCUACAGUCCGAGAACAGGUGGAGCUUCUGGAGAAGAUCGCGAAGCUGAACAAAAGGUUGUUACGAGAGGAGGAGCGUCUGGUUCGUUUGGACGCUAAUCUGAGGAAGUACGACAAAAACAAACCUAAUGAGAAUGAAGAAAUAACGAAAACGUUGUGUAAAAUUCGAACGGACAUGACGAAAAGUGCCUGCGAGAUGCAACACAACGAAAUCGUUUUGGAGGAAACUAUGGACAUGUUAGAGAAGAGGCGGAAUUUUUUAGACAAUUUGUACAGUGAUCUUCUGCACGAGGAUCAGGAAUAUGAGAUGCUGCAAGCGUUGUUAUAUAGUAGCACGCCUCAGAAGUCUAAUAAGGACUGUGCCCCUAGAAAUUUAUAUCAUACCAAAGAAUUGCUGGAUACCCUAGUUUAACACUUAUUUUUCUUAUUCACUUUAAUUAUACCAAAUAUCUCGUACCUAAUAGAUUUUAACAUAAUUCUAGUUAAUUUAAAUAUUGUUAGUUGUUGAAAUAAAUCAUAUAUUUUAUAAAGA